AUGACGAUUAUAGCUGAAACACCUGAUAUUCCCGCCAUUAUCUCAAUACACGAAGUCACAAAUAUAUAUGAGUGUACACACACACGUACACAUAUAUGGGGACACACACACACAUACACAUACACAUACACACACACACACAUACACAUACAUACAAAAGCGCAAAUGCAUUUGUAUUUAUAA
Molecule: messenger RNA, 183 nt
Organism: Loa loa (African eye worm)
Lineage: Eukaryota; Metazoa; Nematoda; Chromadorea; Rhabditida; Onchocercidae
Exons: 1
Coding region: 1-183 (60 amino acids)
Source: RefSeq, a predicted model, not a curated record